AUGAGAGCGACGCUUGUGACGCUCAAGAAAUCUGCGUCAUCUACACGAUGGCUUGCGAGACAAGCCAAUGAUCCCUAUGUCAAGGGGCGUAUCGGCGCUGAUGCUGGCGGGGUGACGUAUAGGUCAAGAUCGUCAUUCAAGUUGAUCUCGUUGUUGGACAAGCGAUUUCCAAAAGUAAUCGUCGAUCUCGGUGCCGCUCCAGGCGGAUGGUCUCAAGUGAUCAGGCGGAAAGCACGACCACAAGACCUCGUCUUCGCCCUCGACAUACUCGACAUGGAGCCUUUGAAAGGUGUGGAGGUUCUCAAGGGUGAUUUCCUAGAACAAGCGAUCCAGAAACGAUUGAGAGCGAGGAUCAUGGAAGGGAUCUAUGGCGGGGCAUUGGUUCACCCCGACCAUCGUGAUCAUCGAAUGGUCGACCUCGUGCUCAGCGACAUGAUGGGACCGAUGACGGGGAACAAGCUUGCGGAUGUGCGGACGAGCUUGGAUCUUGUCGAGGCGGCGUCUGCGUUCGCUUUCGCCAAUCUCAAGGAGGCACCGCGGGUAGGGAAAGGAGAUCCGAGAUCGACCGGAGGUCAUCUCGUCAUCAAGUUCUUCAUGCACCCUGACAUGGUGGAGUUUCAGAAACAAGUCUUGGAACCGAGGUUUCGCAAAGUAGCCGUUCCCAAGCCGAAAGAGUCGAGAAAGGAAUCCAGUGAGGCGUAUUUUGUCUGCCUGGGGUAUAAGGGAGAUCCAAACAGGUUGUAA
Kockovaella imperatae is the source of this 744-nucleotide messenger RNA. RefSeq names its product ribosomal RNA methyltransferase FtsJ domain-containing protein. Gene Ontology annotation, molecular function: rRNA (uridine-2'-O-ribose)-methyltransferase activity. Lineage: Eukaryota; Fungi; Basidiomycota; Tremellomycetes; Tremellales; Cuniculitremaceae. Gene Ontology annotation, cellular component: mitochondrion. Bases 1 to 744 code for a protein of 247 amino acids. Gene Ontology annotation, biological process: RNA methylation. The record is from RefSeq and is a predicted model, not a curated record. The transcript has 4 exons.